AUGAACAAACGCAAGCGAUCACCCGACGAAAUACCAGCCGGCCCGACUACUCACAAUUCAAACGCUAGCCCUGCCGCAGCUGAACUCAAUGAGAGUCUUCCGGCUAUUAGCCGUAAGAUUACGGCUUGUGCGGCAUGUAGAAAGCAGAAGAUUAGGUGCGAUAUGCCAGAUGGUGUACCGCCGUGUACGCGGUGUCGUCAUCGCGAGCUUUCGUGCGUGUUGAAUAAGAGCCUUCAGUCGUUGGUUGAGGAGGCCAAGAACACGGAUAUCUUGCAAGCGGACGUGCGCGAAAUUCAUACUACGCUAAGUGCUAUCUGUGAACAUCUCGGUCUGGAUAGACCGAACCCUCUACACAGUCAGAGUCACAGUUACAACAGCAAUGAAAUCUCAGCCCCAGAAGCAGAAACCAACGGCAGCCAAGCACUACCAAGCACAGCUAACAACGACCAAGAACAGACCCUCCCAGGCUGCGAGGUCUCACCACCCGGCACACCAUCUGCCGUGCAAGCACCAAUAGAUACCUAUCUCGACAUCGCGAAACUAGGAAGUAACAGUCACAGUCGAAGUCCUGGUUCCGGGUCUGUAGAGACACCGUCAAACCAGGUAUCCAGACCACGCCGUUAUGCAUCGCAAGACCUCGUCAGCAAAGGCAUAAUCAGCAUGACGGAUGCAGAAAUUCUCGUCGAUAGAUACUUUACUCGAGUUGACUCGUACCUCUACGGGAUAGGUAGUCGAUUGCAUAACCUCCAGCGACUGCGAACUGGUCAUCCGGUUCUGUUCGCUGCGAUAUGUACCGUAUCUGCACUACAUGACCCAGGCGAUCAAUCGCUAUACGAAGUAUGUAACCGCGAAUUCCGACGUUUAGUCUCGCAAAGUCUCUUCGAGAAACACGACCUAGAGUACAUCCGCGCCCUAUGCAUAAGCAGUUUCUGGCUAGCAGAUGCAUCACGAAUCCUUCUCAGUGACGCAAUCCGCAGAUCCGCGGACGUCCAUCUGCACCGCAGCUUUGGCCGACUUUGGAGCUGUUCCGGCGAUGCACGAUCAAACACCAACGUCGCAGAAAUGCGUGACCGCGUCAGACUCUGGUACCUCCUUUUCAUCUGCGACCAACACCUCUCCAUCCUGCAUAACCGAGACCCCUUACUCCGCAGCGACACCGAAAUCGCAAUAAGCUGGGAGGCGUACCUCCGGCGCUCCGACGUAACAGACUCUGACGUACGCAUCGUCUCGCAGGUAGCUCUGCUGCUAAUAAUGAGCCAAGUCCGCGACGUGCUGGGCUGUGAUUCAGAUACAGAAACACGAAUCCCGCAAACUAUGGCGAAUCAAAUCGUGCACUACUCCCGGCAGCUAGAUAAAUGGUUCACACGGUUUUCGUCAAUGUUCAAACCAGAUCCAUUUUUGGGUGAUUUUCCGCGAAGAGGUUUGCAGUUGCAUUACCAAUUCGGGAAAUUAUAUCUAGGACACCAGGUCUUUAAGGGGUUGCAGGGCGAAGCCAUUCCGGGCCCGUUUAUGGCGGCUGCAUCGAUGGCGCAUGACGCUGCGAUAUCGAUCUUCGAAAUGAUCCUGUAUGAAGAAACGCUGCAGGCGAAUCUCGUGGGAAUGCCGCAUUACUUCCAUAUCAUGCUUGCGUUCGCAGGACAUUUUCUGCUAGAAGUUACGAAGGGUUAUGCGGAGCAGUUGGGGAUUGUGCCUGCGGAUAAUUUCAUCUUGAUUCGCAAAGUGUUGACGAUGUUUCGGGGGACGCGGUGUGUGGCUAUGCAUCCGAUUUGUAGAAUGACGCCGGGGUUAGAUCGGAAGUUGGGGGACUGUGCGGCAGGGGUUUUGGCUGAGUUUGAGGAGUCGCAGGAGCCGGCCGUCGCAGUUGGCUUGACGGGGGGUAUUGUUGAUGGUACUGGUCCUACGAUGGAGGGGUUUUCUUGGCCUGGGAAUGGGUUGUUCGGGACGGGAACGGGAGCUGGGGCUAUGGGCGAGGUGUUUCUGCCAGAGUGGGAUUUUGGGGAGUUCUCGUUUCCAGGGAUGUUGUCGAGUGUUAUGCCGUAG
Messenger RNA from Aspergillus ruber CBS 135680, 2040 nucleotides. Its product is annotated as Zn(II)2Cys6 transcription factor. The transcript has 3 exons. Gene Ontology annotation, biological process: regulation of DNA-templated transcription. The record is from RefSeq and is a predicted model, not a curated record. NCBI's taxonomy places the organism in Eukaryota, Fungi, Ascomycota, Eurotiomycetes, Eurotiales, Aspergillaceae. The coding region runs from base 1 to 2040 and encodes 679 amino acids. Gene Ontology annotation, molecular function: transcription cis-regulatory region binding; DNA-binding transcription factor activity, RNA polymerase II-specific; zinc ion binding. Gene Ontology annotation, cellular component: nucleus.